UUUCUUAUUCCAGCUAAUAAUCAUAAAACACCACAUCGAUAUCCUUGUUCAACAAUUGUUCUUUCUGCUGAUCAUCAAUAUUUAGCAUUAGGAAGUGAUGGAACAAUAUCUGUGUGGACAAUUAAUGGUGAACUAAAAUCAACAAAAUCUAUUUCAUCAAAUGCAGGUAUUUCUCAAACAUUAACAGCAAAAGAACGGUUAGAAAAGGGUAAAGAUGCACAAACUCGUUCUCAACCAAAAUGGAUCACUGAUUGUCAAAUAAUACCUGAAUUUAAUAAAGUUGUUAUUAGUACAGGAGAUCGUGAACUUCAGUUUUGGGAUCAAACAUAUUGUUUAAGUACAAGUCGUGAAGUUAAACCAAAUGAUCUUCCAUGUACACAAAUCUCUUCAUUAGAUAGUGCACCAAUUAAACUUAAUUAUGGUAUUCCAUCACCAGAUGAGUUACUUCUUGUUUAUGGUGAUACAGAAGGUUGUAUUAAUAUUCUUAUAUUUUUUGCUGCUCGAGAAAUCUUUCGUUUAUUAACAAAUGUUGAACGUCGAAAAGGUAUUCCAACCAUUAGUUUUGAUCGUUUUCUUGAUUCAUAUAAAUGUGAUUAUGUUCGAUGGAAAGUUCAUCGAGAAUGGAUUGAAUAUGUUAGUUAUGAUAGUCGAUUAAAUCAAAUUAUUUCAUGUUCAAAUGAUCCAAAUACAGCUGUUGUUAUUGGUUGUAUUCGAACAAGUCCAAGUGCAGAAAUUCAGUUGACAGAAAAUGGUUUUUCUGAAUUAAAAUCUCUUCCAACGAAAUCAGCUGAUCCAAAAACACGAAAACAUCGAACAACAGCAUUGACAGAACAUAGUAGUCCAUCAUCAGGAAAUACUAGAAAUAAACGUGAUUCAACAACAUCUCAUGUGACACAUUCAUCUCAAGAUACUCAUUCAAAAAAAGUAAUUACGAAUGAUAAUCGAAAUGAAACAUUAACAACAAGAACAACAACACCAACACAAACACGUUCAACUGUUGUUCGUGCUCAACAAGUGAAUCGUAUACCACAGACACGUUGUAAUGCUGAUCAAACUGUAUUUAAGAUUCAAAAAGGUGUUCGAACAUUUGAUUUAUGUACAGAAAAGAAUGUUCUUAUAACUGGUGGAAUGGAUCGUGUUUUACGUAUAUGGAAUCCAUAUUUACCAUCUCGACCUAUUGCUCGACUUCGUGGUCAUAGUGCACCUAUAUUUCUUGUUAAAAUAUCUGCUGAAGACAAUCGAAUAUUUUCUAUAUCAACUGAUAAAGCAGUUUUGGUAAGUUAA
Adineta steineri is the source of this 1284-nucleotide messenger RNA. NCBI's taxonomy places the organism in Eukaryota, Metazoa, Rotifera, Eurotatoria, Adinetida, Adinetidae. The record is from the annotation of a GenBank genome assembly.